GGGCGCUCGCCUCUUGCUGCUCAGGCGCAUUGCUGCGCAUGCUCCUUGCUGUCCGCGUCCUGAGGGCAGAGCUGAGACGCAGGUGGUCGAGUUUCUUCCUUCCUGAUUCUUUCUCACUAGCGGGGACCCAACUGUGGGAAAUAUGAGUGGGCAUGUAAAGACAAGAUCUAAAUCUGCAGGAAGAAGAGAUGAUCGAGAGUCUUCCCAGGCAGUUGGACCUGUGGUUGCUCAGCAGCCCAGUGAUGAACAACCUCAACUAGAGGAACCACCAACUGAGGGUCAGGAUAUUAUACCUGCUCAGGACAUUGAUGAUGAAGGAGCACCUACAGUUCAAGGGCCUGAUGUGGAAGCUGCUCAACAGGAACUGACUCUGCUGAAGACUGUGGAUGAGCCUGGAGAUGGUCCUGAUGUCGCGGAAGAGAUUCUACCAAGUCUAGAGCCCCUUAAAAUGCCAGAAGCAGGUGAAGGAGAACCACAAAUUUAAAGAAAGAGAAACUGAAGCCUAGCAUGCUGUCCUUGUGUUGGAAACUUGUUAACAGUCUCUCAAUAAAGUCUUACAACUUUCUUCAAAUA
Messenger RNA from Equus caballus (horse), 573 nucleotides. RefSeq names its product putative G antigen family E member 3. The record is from RefSeq and is a predicted model, not a curated record. Lineage: Eukaryota; Metazoa; Chordata; Mammalia; Perissodactyla; Equidae.